GCCAAACCCAAACAGUGCGGAGAGAGCUUGAGGUUCUUCUGGCCGAGGCGGCUACGCGGGCUUGGCCGGAGCGGGCCGGGCCGGUCCAUUCUGCGGCUGGGCGGGCCGUCCACCAUGAGUCAGGUUCUGUUCCGGCAGCUGGUCCCGCUGCAGGUGAAGUGCAAAGACUGCGAGGAGAGAAGAGUAAAUGUUAGAGUGAGCAUUGAACUCCAAGCAGUUUCUAAUCCAGUUCAUCGAAAGGAUUUAGUCAUUCAGUUGACUGAUGAUGCUGAUCCGUUUUUUCUGUAUAAUCUUGUUAUAUCUGAGGAAGAUUUUCAGAGUUUGAAAUUGCAGCAAGGCCUUCUGGUAGACUUUUCAGCUUUUCCACAAAAAUUUAUAGAUCUACUACAGCAAUGUACACAGGAACAAUGCAAAGAAAUCCCAAGGUUUUUACUACAGUUAGUUUCUACAACAGCCAUAUUGGAUCAUUCACCUGUAUUUUUAAAUGUGGUGGAGACAAAUCCCUUUAAGCAUCUUACACACCUUUCUCUAAAGCUUCUUCCUGGAAAUGAUAUGGAAAUAAAGAAAUUUUUAGCAGGCUGUUUGAAAUGUAGCAAGGAAGAAAAAUUAUCAUUGGAGCAAACACUAGAGGAUGUUACCAGGCAGUUAAACCUUACACAACAGACAUUGUCAGAAAAGGUCCAGGAAUUAGAUAAGUUACGAAAUGAAUGGACAUCACACACAGCAGCACUGACAAACAAGCAUUCUCAGGAACUGACAAAUGAGAAGGAAAAAGCCCUUCAGGCACAGGUUCAGUCUCAGCAACAGCAUGAACAACAGAAAAAAGACCUAGAAAGCAUACAUCAAAGAAAUGUUCGCCAGCUUCAGAACAGAUUAUCAGAAUUGGAGGUGGCCAAUAAGGACCUAACAGAAAGGAAGUACAAAGGAGACUCCACCAUUAGAGAACUUAAAGCAAAACUCUCUGGUGUAGAAGAUGAGUGCCAGAGGGCAAAGCAAGAAAUUCUCUCUUUGAGAAGAGAGAAUUCUACUCUUGAUGCUGAAUGUCAUGAAAAAGAGAAGCACAUUAAUCAGCUUCAAACUAAAGUAGCUGUUUUGGAACAGGAAAUCAAGGAUAAAGAUCAGCUUGUUUUGAGAACAAAAGAAGCAUUUGAUACAAUUCAGGAACAAAAGGUGGCCUUAGAAGAAAAUGGAGAGAAGAAUCGGGUACAGCUAGGAAAACUUGAAGCUACAAUAAAAUCAUUAUCAGCUGAACUUCUUAAGGCAAAUGAAAUUAUCAAGAAGUUACAAAGUGAUAUGAAAACGCUAAUGAGCAAAUUAAAACUGAAGAAUACAGUUACAAUUCAGCAAGAAAAACUACUGGCUGAAAAGGAAGAAAAAUUGAAAAAAGAACAAAAGGAGCUACAAGAUAUUGGACAAGCUCUCCAAAAUAAAGAGCAAGAGGUAAGCAAAUUGAAAGAACAGUUAGAAGUUACAGUACAAAAACUUGAAGAGAGCAAACAGCUUCUGAAGAAUAAUGAAAAAUUAAUCACAUGGCUAAAUAAAGAACUGAAUGAAAAUCACCUAGUAAGAAAACAAGAACUAUUGGGAUCCUCCACAACUCCACCUGCUCAGCCUAGCAACACCACCAUCAGAAAUGGAAUUUCUCCUAAUCAGAACAUGCUUGAUAACAGACUACCUCUUCCAAACUGUGGAAUUGGCUAUCCUGUUUCUUCCACAUUUACUUACCACAGUUCCUUCCCUCAUCCUGUAGCUUCAAAAAGCACUGUUCAUCCAGUUUCUGGACCAAAGGUUCAGUUUAACUUGCAGUUUGCAAAAACAAAUACUUCAGAUAUUCCUUCAGGAGGAUCUAUUACUAUACCUCGAUCAACUGAUAAAGAAAAUGGUGAAAAUUUGGGCCUGGAAUCCAAGUAUUUGAAGAAAAGGGAAGAUAGCAUUCCAUUACGAGGGCUUAGUCAAAACCUGUUUAGUAAUCCAGAACAUCAGAAGGAUGGCUCUUUAACAACCCUACAAGCUUCAUCAAAACCUGGAAUGCUCCCUCCUUCUGUAGCUUCAGCAUAUUUUCCUGGACAGUGAUCAAACCUUCAGUCUUGCUCUGUGAAGUAUAAGAAUGGUUGGUGGUGACUGAAGAUCAGCUCUUAACAUAGCAUAUAAACACAACCACUAUGAAUAAGGUGACUUUGCCUCUGACUUAAGUGACUACUGAUGACUUUACCAUUGCUAUAUGUGGAAAAUAUUAGGGAAGAACUAAAUUUGGAUUUUGACCUUGGUCUAGAUUUCCCAGGUAAUGGAAUAUUUAGUGCCUUUUGUUUUUAAGGAGCCUUGAUACCAUUUUUGAGGGUAUUAGCUGUAUAUAUUUUAUUAAAAUAUGGAAGAUCAUAACCCUUUUAAGUGAGGGUAAUUUUAAUAUAGAACCAAAGAGUGUUGAUAACGUUUCCCCCAUGGGGUACCUUAUCUAGAAAUUGAAUAGGAAAAAUUCUUAAGAGUUUUCAUAGCCUACUGGUUUUCUAAUAGAAAAUUUAAAGAGUUAUAUUAUUUCAUAAAGAUUGUUAUAUUGGAACAUUGUUGUAAGAUUUGAUGUAAUUCUUAUGGGCUCAACCAGCUGUUUAGCUGUGCAAAAUGCUUCUUGUAGUUGAUUCAUUAACACAUGUGACUCCCUUGAAACCUAGUUUGAUGUAAAAUACCUUUUAAAAAAAAAACACCUACUGAUUUAGUUGAUGUUGCAAAUGUUCAGCCAGAUUAGGCUGAAAUGUCAUCUAAACUAAGUAGUUUCAAAACACUCUUGGCAUCCUUUAUUCAUUAAGUUUUUCUUUAAUUUGAAUUUUGUUCAGAUAAAAUUUUGUCAAAUGGCCCUUUGUCUAAACAAUUAAUAGCUAUGCAAAACUUAGAAGUCUCGUUAGAAACUAUGUGCUGUGACCACAAUUAAUUGCUGCAAAGUCUCUAGGCAUAUUUUCAAUGGUAACUACUUUUUUAAAAAAGAAAAGUCUUGCUGCUUGCUUUAUUUAUACUAUCCCUUUCCCAACUUCAUUUUCACCAACAUUCUUCUCUUUGCAGUUAAUUCCUCAGAUAAUUUGUACAUAAUUGAUAAAUUCUAAUUCUUAAGCAUUUUAAAAUGCACAAAAUUAGCAUGUUUGAGAGCCAUCAAUGCAUUUUUUCUUAAGUGCCAGCAUCAGUAGGUGACAUUUUAAAGGAUUAUCUAGAAUCUUAGGUGAUUUUGCUUUAUGAAGCCCCAUCCAGGAUUUUGAGUUUUAUAAGAUCAUGGGAAAAAAUUAGCCUACCAUGUUGACAGUCAUCCCUUGAUUAUGCUUUUUAAAACUAAGAUAGUGUAAUCUUUAUGCCUAUGAGUAUCCUUUUUCGUUGAGCUAUUAGGCUUUAGUUACAAUCCUGUAAUCUUCAAGAUAUAAUAGUAACUUAACUAGAUUACAAUGACUUGAAUGAAAUGUGGAUAAUGAAGCAGCUUUUUGAAAGCAACUUUAGAAUGUUCUUUGUUGUAAAUGUUGUACAUAUUUAUAAACUCAAUGUGGGCAAUGUGUAGUAAAAUUAGUAAGUGGGGUUAUAUGUCUAGGCAGUCUUUUGAUUAUCAUAAAGGAAUUCAACCCUUUCCUUCCCCAUAACCUUUAAAUAUGAAAGCAGCCAGAUUUACCAAAGCAUUUUUUAAAUGCUCAUACUUUUUUUUUUACAUCUACUUGCUGGAAAUUUGCCAUGGGCUUUGUUCUACCUCUUAAACUCAAUUGUUUUGCGGUGUAAAAGUUGUACAUUUGUUUGUAAUCAAUGUAUGUUGCUGAAAUAUUAAAAUUCUUUUUGGUCAGUGGUAUAUGUUCCAAGUUAUAUAUAUAUAUACACACACAAAAAAUAUUGAGAAUGGCCAAACCAAGCUUUUAAGGGGAAAUGAGGUUGUAUUUGUACCAUGAGGUUUUCAGCAUUUUCUACUCGUACAAUAUAUGUGUGUGUGUGUGUACAUAUGUGUAUUCUAACACCUAGCUUCUUAAACUUCCAUAUAGGGUCUCAUAACUGAAUGUGGGGGUCGUGAAAAAAUUAGCAACAGUAAAAGGUUAGGAAUACCUAUAAUGCCUGGGGUUGCAUAGGAAUUUCUUGGGUGAAAAGGGGUCAUGAGUGGGAAAAGUUUAUAAAUACCCUAUCACACGUAGAGUGUGUGUAUACAUUCUAUGAAGAGAAAAUGCUGAAAACCGUAUAGUACAAAUACAUGUAUAUGAUGUAUAUAUAGACAUUAUGUUUGUAAUUGUGUUAAAAUUGAAAACUUAUUAACAGUAUUUUUACAACACCCCUGGUACUCAAUCAUGGCCAAAGUUUGAAAGUAAGCAAUAACCAGACAAAAACGUUUUAAACUAUACAAUAUUUUAUACACA
This is a messenger RNA of Dromiciops gliroides (monito del monte), 4364 nucleotides long. RefSeq names its product SAS-6 centriolar assembly protein (gene SASS6). The coding region runs from base 115 to 2073 and encodes 652 amino acids. NCBI's taxonomy places the organism in Eukaryota, Metazoa, Chordata, Mammalia, Microbiotheria, Microbiotheriidae. The record is from RefSeq and is a predicted model, not a curated record. Gene Ontology annotation, cellular component: centriole; centrosome. The transcript has 17 exons. Gene Ontology annotation, biological process: centriole replication.